CUGCCUUCACCUGUGUUCACCUGUGUUCACCUGUCUUCACCUGUCGAGUUUAAACCCGGUCCAGGUCGAUCUCUGCAGAAGAACAUGGACAGGUUGAGUCUCCUGGCCCUGUGUCUCCUGGUCUGUACCGGCCAGACUCUGCACUGUGACUGGGACCAGUCCAUUGAUCCGGAUCAGGGUCUGGACCUGUCCCUGAUUGGCGCUGUCAAGAUCUCUGAAGUUCCGGACCCGGAGAGCUGCCGGGCCAAGUGCUGCGCCGACCCGGCCUGCGACCUGGCCCAGGUGAGCUUCCCGCAGGACGGGACGCCGCUGUGCCUGCUGGUGGGCUGUCUGGACCGGGACCGGGACGUGUGCGUCCUCAGGCCCGGAACACAGUCCAAGGUUUACCGCAAGAAGGGGAAGAGGGAGGCCGACCGAGAGCCGCAGGGAGGCGGGGAGAGGCCGCGCGUCGUCCCGCUGAUGGAGUCCUGGAAGCCGGAGAGCAACCAGACCAAGAACCAAACGUCUGCUGCUGACUACGCUGAACACUGUGGGGCGGAGCCUCAGGUGGGUCCCUGCAGAGCAGCGUUUCAGCACUGGUACUAUAACAGUGAGACAGGCAGCUGUCAAUCAUUUAUCUACGGAGGCUGCAGAGGAAACAAGAACAACUACGUCAGCAAGGAGAGCUGCAUGGCAACAUGUGCAGUCAGAUUGCUUCCCUCCUCCAAGAAAGGUGCUGCUGAGGAUGAAGUUUCAACAGAAUACAAAGAUGACUGUAUGGCGACCUCUGACCCCGGUCCCUGCCGGGCCGCCUUCCCCAUGUUCUACCACAACCCAAACACUGGCACCUGUCAGUCAUUCAUUUAUGGAGGUUGUGGUGGAAACCAGAACCGCUACGGCACCAUGGAUGAGUGUUUGAGCCGCUGCAGACGAGACGGUUCCUUUGACCAUCGUGGAAAAGUUCGUGACCGUUGGACUGCAGCUGUCUUCCUCUUCGUCACUCUGGCAGCCAUUUCUGCUCUGCUGCUGGUUUCACUCGUCGUCAUCACGCUGAGACGCCACAGUCUGUUCCGCCGUCCGUCUUCCAUCAGUGAUAAGGAGGAGCUGCUUCCAGAUCCAGAUGAGCAGUCCUCUCUGGAGUCUCUGGCCAUCCCAGAGAGCCCAAAACCAGACAAGGUCUGAGAAGAGGGUCCGCAGCCCACUGAGUGUCCGGUGCCCACUGAGGGUCCGGGGCCCAAUGAGGGUCAGUUCUGUAACAUGAUCUUGUAGCAGAACCGGCUCUGGUCUGAUUUGAUACCUGCUAUAACUUCUGUAGUGUGAAUGUUGAUUCAAUGAUAAGUUAGGAAAAGAUGAUCUACAUUACAUUAAACUUUCAUUUGAAGUAAUUUAUUAAGUUAACCCUACAAUCAUUUUUAGUGUCCAGUUUCCAUAAAGUCUGUAUUAUUUUAAUAAUCCUAAAUUACUUUGUCACUUUGAUUCUUGGGACCUAAGUGGUGGUUUGACAUCACGUUUGAUAUUUAUGGGUUAAACAAUUAAAUAUGUAAUCAGCAGUGUGUUUUUUAAUGAGUUGAACGGUGCUGGAGUGCACCAUGUUAAAACAAGAAAAAUAAAAAAUGGAUCAUAAUAAGACGCAGCAGGGACCUUCACUGGAGCCUGCAUUUCCCAUGAUGCAGCAUGAUGGUCUUUCAUUAGAGUCUCUAAGAUGCUCACUUCUUUCUUUGACUUGAUGGAUUAGUCAUUUAUUGAUUAUGAGUUAGUGACUGGUCAUCCAACCAGGUGUUUUUUAUUAUUACAGAUGAGUUUAAUGAUCAGGUAACCAGGUUACCAUCUCUGUAAAUCAGCAGCAGUUUGACGACAAACGGACCUCAUGUUGUGUUUUUAUUAUAAUACAAGUUUAUCUGUUACAGCAUAAAAAAACAGUCCAAACAAAUCCAGCCUGGGUUUAAUAUUCUGUUUGAUUCAUCAAUGAUUCAGUAAGAUGUAAUAAUGAUAUUAGAUGUUUCUGUCAUUAUGUUUUUGAAGUGACUUCUCUGUGUGAACUGAACUUUCUCAUUAAACUUUAUUAAC
Molecule: messenger RNA, 2046 nt
Organism: Anoplopoma fimbria (sablefish)
Lineage: Eukaryota; Metazoa; Chordata; Actinopteri; Perciformes; Anoplopomatidae
Gene: spint2
Product: serine peptidase inhibitor, Kunitz type, 2
Exons: 8
Coding region: 85-1161 (358 amino acids)
Molecular function (GO): serine-type endopeptidase inhibitor activity
Source: RefSeq, a predicted model, not a curated record